GCAUGAGGAAACCAUUAACCAAGAGCCCAAUAAUGUGGGCGAAAAUGCUCAAUAGCUGGGAGGCAUAUGGAAAAUGAGGCCUAAAAGUAUGUAUAUAUAUGGGGUAUAUGAUGGGGUGAUUGGUAUUCCAGCUAAGCUAAGCUAUCUUCUUCACAACAUGAAGCAGCACUUCAUCCAACUCUCUCUUCUUCUUCUUCUGGCUCUUUCUUCACUUGCCUCCGGGACAGAGACCUCUCCUGAUUACUUCUUCAUCAUUUUCCAAUGGCCAGCUACCAAAUGUGACAGCAAAGCAGGUGGGUGUUGCCUCCCCAAGAAAGGGAAGCCUGUCUUGAACGAUUUCAUCAUUUCUGAGUUCCAACCUUUUUAUGCUCAGGAUGGGGUGAUACCUACUAAUUGUACUUCUAAAUCGAAAUUCGAGCCGUCUAAGAUUGCAGAUUUGGUUCCAAGUUUGGAAAGGAAUUGGCCAUCCCUGAGCUGCCCAAGCAGGGACAGUAAGAAGCUAUGGAAAGAAGAAUGGCUGGAGUAUGGAACCUGUUCUGAAUCUGUUCUAAAUCAGCAUGAUUAUUUCGCCGCCGCCCUUAAAGCCCAAAAGCAAAUUAAUCUCCUCAAAAUUUUUGCCGACGCAGGAAUAAAGCCAAAUGGAACAUACUAUCCGGGGCAGGCAAUAAACAAAGCCGUGAAGAAAGCCGGGUUAAAUGAGGCGCUCGUAGAAUGCCGAAAUGACGAGAACGGGGUGAACGCGGUUCUAGACAAGGUGACGCUGUGUGCAACCACAAAGGGAAGCAAGAAACCCUGCCCGGGCAUGUUCUGGAUAUGCGAUAGUACCAAUGGAAAUGCCGUCCAGUUCCUUCCACCUUCCCUCCCAACCUCCCUCUAAUUUGAAGGAACCUUUUUAUUUUCCCAAGGGCUGUGUUUUUUCUUUUUGGCUUUUCUGUUUUUGUUUUGUGUGGACAAUGGGAGGAAGAGGAGUCAAAUAAAAAAGAAGCAUGUCUCAUUAAUGUAUUGUGAAAUGCCCUUCCCAAAUAAAGUUCUAUUUUAGCUUUCACAUUUUUGAAUGCUAUUGCAUAGAUUUUAUUAAUUUUAUUAUUUAUGUGGUGAGCUUAAUAUACUGUUAACGUGCAUCUAAUUUCAUGUACCAGUUACGUGUAGUAUUUGUUAUAUUAGUUUAUUUAGUUUUAGUACAACUUAUGAUAAAUUUCUAAAUGUGUAUACAAAAUUUGCACUCACACCGUCAUACAAUGAAAGAAAGCUGAAUAUCUA
Molecule: messenger RNA, 1260 nt
Organism: Cuscuta epithymum
Lineage: Eukaryota; Viridiplantae; Streptophyta; Magnoliopsida; Solanales; Convolvulaceae
Source: the annotation of a GenBank genome assembly